UCCAGUCAAUCUGUACGUGGCCGAGUGACGGUGCAGAGUGUUGGUGGGGCUCCGCGUCAUUUCACCUUAUAUCUCCAGCCCAAGGAGUUUACCCGCUCUGGAAUCAGGUGAAAAGUGUGUGUGAAGGUGCAGGCUGUCAGUGUGGAAAAGUUCAGGCCUGAAAUCUAGUGAGAAAGGUUCGAAAAGUGAGUAAAAUAGUGCAGUGUGAAGUCUGUGCCUCGGUUGUGGGCCAGACAAGAUGGCGGAGUGGGAGCGAAGGCCGUGAGGAGGUCGCCGUGCCUCACUCCAGCUCAGGAUUACUAGCACGGAUUUACUCAGGAAUUGGAGCCUCCUCCCGCAGUAUCCUUCAGCCAGCACUCACAGGUAUGAUGAAGGCGCGAUUCUACCUGCGGCUUCUGUGCUCGGCCCCGGGAGACAGCUAAGGGAUGGCGGCGCCUGCAGGAGGAGGCGCGUCAGGGAGCCAGGUGGCGGUGGGGUCUGCGGGCGUGAGUGUGAGCCUGUCUGAGCUCAACCCUCACUUCGUCUGCGUGCUGUGCUUCGGCUACUUCGUCGAUGCCACCACCAUCACAGAAUGCAUGCACACCUUUUGCAAGUCGUGCAUCGUUAACUUCCUGCGCACGAAGCGGCACUGCCCCCACUGUGACACCCUCCUCACCAAGACCCGCCCCUACAACAGCCUCAGGCCCGACCGGGUGAUGCAAGCGCUGGUGUUCAAGACAGUGCCGGGCCUCUUCCAGGUGGAGAUGAAGAGGAGAAUCGAGUUUUACCAGAGCCAUCCCCAUGCAGACUACGAGCAGGACGUGGAGGACUUCCAGCACUACGUCUUUAGUCCAGACGACUCGGUCAGCCUCUCCAUCCGCUACUACAACUUCAGUGAUGAUGCGAGCAAGAAGCAGGAGCAGGAGCCGCAGCAGCAGCAGCAGCAGCAGCAGGACAACAAGCAGCAGAAGGAAGAGAACGCGGCGGACACAGGCAGCGUGGUCAGAUACUUCCGCUGCCCAGCCACAGUGCCUGUCGCCGUACUCAAAACCCUCGUGAAGACCAAGUACCGCGUGCCCGAUCCCUUCAGAGUGGAGCUGCUUUACGGGGACGAUCGCCUUCUGGAUUCCUGGACGCUGAUGGAGGUGGCUUACAUCUACAAGUGGAAGAGGGAGUCGCCCAUGGAACUGAGCUUUCAAGUGGUGGCCACGAGGAAGGUGAGGAAGCGACGCCAAGUGUCUGCCACCCCGAGCGUUUCUGGGGACAAGGAGGAGAUCCCGGUGUUGAGCAACAGCACUGCGCCGCCGCCCGAAGAGCCUCCAGAAAAGGUGGCGAGGAUUGAGGCUCCCUGUCCCGACACUGCUAACGUCAUGCUCACGGAAGGCCAGACUUCCAUGGACACCAGCCCUCCCACUCCUCCUGAGACACCAGAGGGAGGACAAGACAGGGAGAGUGAACAGUUUCCUGUGGAAGGGCAGACUGUCACUGACCCACAAGGCGAUGAGAACGAAAACACGACUGACGGUGAGGCGCCAACGCUGCAGCAGCAGCCUGAAGCGGAGCAUACCAUGGAGGAGGAGGCGCCUGAACUACAGGCUGAAGUGCCCCUCACUGUGCAGGAGAAUGGGCUGCCUGAAGAGAACACUCAGCAGUGCAAAGAAGAGGUGAAUGGCGAGGACGCAGAGAAGCACAACAUGGAAGCCAGCGAGGACUUCGACACCUCAAAGGAAUCGAACGACCUCAUUGUUGAUCACGAUUCUGAGACGCCGCUGGAAGUUGAUACAAGCCAUGAGACGGAACCAGACGGAGAAGGGGAAGGCGAUGGUGACGGCGACGGCGAGCAGGAUGGAGAUUCAAACAGGGGCGGAGGGAAGGACAACGAUAACUCCGGUAAUCAUGCUGUUGACGGAGAGACGAACGGAAAACACUGCAGAGACGACGAACAGGAAGACAGCGCCAUCGACGUCACGGAGACCAGUGCCAGCGAGCCCAUGGACAGCGACGAUAAGGACACGGACCUCAACGUGAGCACGGAGUCCAAUGAGCUGGAGGUGGAGGAGCACUCUGAGGGCGGCACCACCACGCGGGAAGUGCAGACCGACGAGGGUCCGCUCAACCUGAGCCAGGGCUGCAGGGGCGACAAGAACUUCCGGAAAGACUGCUAUGUUUUUACUGACAACGAGGAUGAUGAGGAAGACUGCGGGGAUCAGGAGGAGGAACAUGAUGAGGUGGGUGCGUUAGAUCUUUCCCGCCACGCCCGGAGCGUGAGGGAGGCGAGGACCCAGCGCGAGAGUCUGGAGUCCCCGCCUGGUGACGGGAGCGGUAAAGGUGAAAACCGCAACGCUCGAGGACAAGGCACCCAGACGAUUCUCUCCAUUACGCAGAGCAAAAAGUCUAAAAAGCUGAAGCAGCCGUCCGCGAGUUCCACCGGGGCAGCCACGCCCUCUGUUCAGACGGCGUCCAUCGUUGCACCGAUUACAAGGCCGCCGAUGCCACUCGACUGGGCAUGUUCAUCUUUGGUGCCCACCCCAGUUAACCCUCAGGCUGUUGCAUUCAAUGACCUCAUGACCUUAUCCCACGCCGCUGUUCAGCUGCAGCUGAUGGCGCACCACGCUCAGGCACAAGCUCAAGCCCAGGCCCAGGCCAGAGCACAGGCGGCGGAGGUGCACGCCAGGGCUCAGGCGGAGGUGCUCAAGAGCCUCAAAUCCACCGAGUCUCUGAGUUUCGUGAACGGCUCAGGCGACACGCUCACCAUCAGUCCUAUCACCGCCACCUCGCCGGAUAUUAAGUCCAAGACAACUUAUUCCAAGGCCGUCACCAAAUCCCACCACACUCCAAAGACAGUCAAUGGCAACACUUAUAGUAAAAAUAUGAAUAACAAAUCUCACAACACAAGCAAGUCAGGAGGAAGCAUCAGCAGCAGCAGAGUCAGCAGUGCUGCUAUCAAUCACGGCAGCAUCCGAACAACAAUUUCUAAGUCUGGCCUCGCUGCCUCCCUGAAAAUACCCAAUGUUUCUGUCGGUUCCAAGACCAACGGCACCCCGUCCCUCUCCACCACCAAGCCGGAGAAGGAUCACCCGGAGAGGACUGGUGACCCGGUCUUCAAAAUAACAAACCAAAAGUUAGCAGAGUUCGUCAGAAUGCAGAAAAUGAAGCAAAGAAAUCACUUUAAAUCCAGCACCACCUCAACCACCACCACCUCCUCCUCAUCAUCAUCAAAUCUGACCUCGUCCCCAUCCCUGAGCACCUGUCCCUCCUCCAAGCCUCACACCAAUAGUCCCCUCAAGGUCUCCUCGAGCUCAGGACCGACCACCAGCCUCAGCAGCUCCGUGACUCGGCCUAACACGGGUUCUAGUCAGAGCAUUCGUGCCACCAACACCAGCGUCCGUCAGAUCCCCAACCCCUCAUUCAUUCGCCAGCAGUCAGAGUCUCGGAUCACCAGUGGCCUCACCGGACUGGGAUUGAAUAACAGGAAACCUUCGGAGUCCAUAAGUAGGAUCGAGAGUCUAACGAGAUCCCUGCACGAAAAGGUGGCCGCUUCCUCCCGAGCGGCGAUCAACUCCGCCGCCAGAUAAGCGGAGGAGGACGGCGAAGAUCCUCAACUCGCCUUCUGGCUGCUCAGCCUCACGGUGACUCAGCGCUGUGUCGACCUGUUCAUGGCGGGGAAAAAACGACAGAAAUCACUUAUCCAGAGUCCCUCCGCACCCCAUCGUUGCUGGUGUAGACUUGGUGCUAGAGGUGUUGUGCUUUUACUUCCUGUACAAAGUGGUGAUGUGUAAAUAUGGCAGCCACCCUCUUGUAGGUGUGUACCAGCGGAGGGUAAAGUGGAUGUUAUGCCUGCGUGGUGAGCCGCGCCGCUAGGCCCCGCGGCCUGACGGGCCCCGGACUGGUUGGCUCACCAUAUGCGUAUUCCAUUGACAAAACUUAUUUACCCUUAGUGAUGUAGAUCUGAUAUCUCGUGGGACAGGUCCACAUACAAAAAAGUGAUAUAGUAUUUAGAGGUAGCGAGUUAAGGAUGAACUUUGGCUUGUAAUCUGGCUUUAAUUUGAACUUUCGGUGGUAGUGACGACCCCGGACGGUGCCUCGCUACAAGGUCACUGCGCUUGCUGACUCUGUAAUAACGAGGUAGUAUAUUUUUAGUUUGUUUUCCAGGCUCUCCCACGAGUCUAUUCAAGGGUCCACCGGCCCGGGGUUGCCUCUCCCGGGGCCACCGCGGCCCACAGCGAGGCUCAUGUUUUCUGCGGUCGUCCUACUCCCGCUUCACCAAAGAGCUUUUCCGAUGCCGACUUUCCCUUUUAUUGUUUGUGCUCCGGCGUGUGUACAUAGUGCGGGUAGUGGUAGUAUAGUCGUGUUUAUUAUUCCAGUUGAGUGUCGCAUAUAAUCAUGACUUUCUUCUUUUUGUCUUCCUUCUCGUAGUUCUUAUAUCAUAAGCACAUUGUUAUCUCGGGCAGGACACUCAGUCUGGCUUCUCUUCUCCCGUGCAUUAUGCUCCACUACCAUAUUAUUGUUCUUAUUUAUAUCAGUGACCUGUGUACUACGUAGUGCUUAGUUCCCCACCCCUGGUCGCGGCCACGCAGCCCCUCACGCCUGGCCGGGGCGCCCCUCACUUCGCUGUUGAUUGUUUGUUUACUGUGUUAGUUCCUGAGUAUGGGUGCUGCCGAAGGAGGAUGUGACCCAGAACUGCAGCCGCCCUAUCGUCCUGUCGGACAGUCUCGCCUGACUGGGGCUGGGCAUGCCACACCAGGCUCCUCUCGCCCCGCUCUGGUUCACAUGAGUAGUUUGUACCCACUGGCUGAAUGUAGAGCUCGAGAUGAGUAUUCAGAGCAGAGGGCAGCGCAGUGUAGAGUGGUCUGUAAUCCUCCUUCGGCAGUACAGAGGUGAGGACAAAGGGUGUUGCUGGUAAGAGAGUGAUGGCGCAAGAGGGACUUAAAAGGCUUUUACCCUCCUUCCUCCAGCGCCCUCCCCCUGUCCCAGGCUCUCCUCCCCUGCUGGUCGUCUCGAGUCCAGUACGUUUCGGUUAUGUUCCUGCGGAAAUUACUUUGCGUUACAGUUGUAAAUGAUCCACAUUAUUAUUGUUGUAUCCAGUAAGAUUAUUUUAUUAUUUAUGCAAAACAUGCGUGCCAUGAUGAGUUUGUUUGUCGUUUUACGUGACUUAUUUGUGUGAGUGUUGGUCAGUGUGUUAGUCUCCGUGUCUACCUUGAGGGCAUUCAUUAUUCGCCGCUGUCAGCUACACGUGUGUACCACUCACACACACACACACACACACACACACACACACACACACACACACACACACACACACACACACACACACACACAGGAUCACAUAACCGCUCCGAGCAAGUCAACAUGCUGCCGGUGCUGGUGGCGGCGCUGCAACGGUGUGCCGGGUCAGCGUGAAAGCAGACAGUCUCGCCGCCAAACCUGACAAAACGCAUGACUCAUGGAAAGUCUCUUUAGUGCGGGUCAAAUACGUCUCUGAGGAAUCAUAGAGUUGGGUGGAGUUUUCCCGAGACAAAUUUAGUUUUCACAUUUUCAAACGCGGCCACAAGUUUUUGCCAAGUCCUCCACAGAGACACCGACACAGCUAUAUCUUCACCUGGUAGUACAAAUGCCUUAAUGAAUAGGAGCAUCGAUAUAGCUCAACAUUUUAGUUGGUGGGUGUUUUGUUUCCCACUCAAGGAAUCCGCCAUCUCAGACCCCUUGACCCUUCGGUGCAGGACUUGGCUGUUGACGCCUGCCUUGAAGCUCGCCGAGGCCACCACCGCCACCAGCACAGCAACAACACACCACACUGACAGUAAUCAAACAUACUAAGUAAUGCCCGAAAGCACGCACUGCACAAAAGGUCAGCAAUCACAGCGUGGCCAUGGAAGCCGGAGCACCAUACCCGACGCGGCCGCUCACCACUCCCAUACACCACGGGUGUGCGUGCUGCCCUCUGUCGGCCUGGUCCUUUCCUGGGGACAGCGACUGAGGCACACCUGGAGCGCGGCCCAGGUGUGCUGCCAGGUACACUCAACACUUAGGGCAUUCGUGACUCCUGCGUGAUAAUAUAUACAAAUGUAUGUAUUAUACAUUUGUGUGUUUGUGUUGUAGUUAGUAUGAAUGGAAUAUGCGUCUCUAUGUUCAAAAUCUACACUUAAAUAUAAAUAUAUAUAUAUUUACUGUUGCAAGGGUCAGUUUUCAUUGAAGGUUCGUCCUGGACGGCCUUCUGCCUCCCUCUGUUACUCUGUGCUCCUCUGUGUGUGAACGCGGGCCGCGCCUUCCGCGGCACGCGAGGCCCCGGGCGGCGCCGUCCGCUGGUGACGUCAUGGGUUUUAUCUUCAUUUACUUAACUUGCUCUUCUUAGUUUCUCUCCUCUCCUUGAACACCAUUGGUUAUCAUUACUCAUUAAAAAAAUCAUAUUAUACCAUUCCUAUCUCCUGUUCAUAUCCGCAUCGUUCACGGUCAUAAUUUUCCCCUCUCCCAACCGUGGCUUAUUUCAGUUAUUAGUGUAUGACGUUACAUUAUGUGGAACGUACGUUGUCAUUCGUGUUUGCGUGGUGCCCGUGUCCGUGUUGGUGACCCGGCAGGGUGGUGGCGGCGGCGGCGACAC
Molecule: messenger RNA, 6577 nt
Organism: Scylla paramamosain (green mud crab)
Lineage: Eukaryota; Metazoa; Arthropoda; Malacostraca; Decapoda; Portunidae
Product: dentin sialophosphoprotein-like
Biological process (GO): negative regulation of transcription by RNA polymerase II
Cellular component (GO): PRC1 complex
Molecular function (GO): promoter-specific chromatin binding
Source: RefSeq, a predicted model, not a curated record